AUGACCACUUUACUUUUGGUGUUUGUGACUCUGAGGGUCAUCACAGCAGCCAGCUCACUAGAAGCUUCAGACCCAGACAACUCACUGAGUGUCAGCAUCCCCGAACCGUCCCCAAUGCGGGUCCUCCUGGGGAGCUCCCUCACCAUCCCCUGCUACUUCAUCGACCCCAUGCACCCUGUGACCACCGCCCCCUCCACCGCCCCCCUCGCCCCAAGAAUCAAGUGGAGCCGCAUUACCAAGGAGAAGGAGGUGGUGCUGCUGGUAGCCACUGAAGGGCAGGUGAGGAUCAACAGUGCUUACCAAGACAAAGUCUCGCUACCCAACUACCCGGCCAUCCCCAGCGAUGCCACCUUGGAAAUCCAGAACCUGCGCUCCAACGACUCUGGGAUCUAUCGCUGUGAGGUUAUGCACGGCAUUGAGGACAGUGAGGCUACCCUGGAGGUCGUGGUGAAAGGCAUUGUGUUCCAUUACAGAGCCAUCUCCACGCGCUACACGCUGGACUUUGACAGGGCACAGCGUGCCUGCCUGCAGAACAGUGCCAUCAUUGCUACACCCGAACAGCUGCAGGCCGCCUAUGAGGACGGCUUUCACCAGUGUGACGCCGGCUGGCUGGCCGACCAGACUGUCAGGUACCCCAUCCACACCCCGAGGGAAGGCUGCUAUGGAGACAAGGAUGAGUUCCCAGGCGUGAGGACCUAUGGCAUCCGAGACACCAAUGAGACUUAUGAUGUGUACUGCUUCGCUGAGGAGAUGGAGGGUGAGGUCUUCUAUGCGACAUCUCCGGAGAAGUUCACCUUCCAAGAGGCAGCCAACGAGUGCCGGCGGCUGGGCGCCCGGCUGGCCACCACGGGCCAGCUCUACCUGGCCUGGCAGGGCGGCAUGGACAUGUGCAGUGCCGGCUGGCUGGCUGACCGCAGUGUGCGCUACCCCAUCUCCAAGGCCCGGCCCAACUGCGGAGGCAACCUCCUAGGCGUGCGGACCGUCUACCUGCACGCCAACCAGACAGGCUACCCGGACCCCUCAUCCCGCUAUGACGCCAUCUGCUACACAGGUGAAGACUUUGUGGACAUCCCAGAAAACUUCUUUGGGGUGGGUGGUGAGGAGGACAUCACCAUCCAGACAGUGACCUGGCCUGAUGUGGAGCUGCCCCUGCCCCGAAACAUUACUGAGGGUGAAGCCCGAGGCAACGUGAUCCUCACUGUGAAACCCAUCUUUGACCUCUCUCCCACUGCCCCGGAGCCUGAGGAGCCUUUCACAUUUGUCCCGGAGCCCGAGAAGCCCUUCACUUUCGCCACCGAUGUAGGGGUCACUGCUUUCCCUGAGGCCGAGAACAGGACUGGAGAGGCCACCAGGCCCUGGGGUGUUCCCAAGGAGUCCACACAUGGCCCAGCCUUCACCGCCUUCACCAGUGAGGACCAUGUCGUGCAGGUGACUGCAGUUCCAGGUGCGGCCGAGGUGCCCGGGCAGCCACGAUUGCCGGGGGGGGUUGUGUUCCACUACCGCCCAGGCUCCGCCCGCUACUCACUGACCUUUGAGGAGGCUCAGCAGGCCUGCCUACGCACUGGGGCUGUCAUCGCCUCUCCUGAGCAGCUCCAGGCUGCCUAUGAAGCUGGCUACGAACAAUGUGAUGCUGGUUGGCUGCAGGACCAGACUGUCAGAUACCCCAUUGUGAGCCCACGGACCCCGUGUGUGGGUGACAAGGACAGCAGCCCGGGGGUCAGGACCUAUGGUGUGCGGCCACCAUCAGAAACCUACGAUGUCUACUGCUAUGUGGACAAGCUUGAGGGGGAGGUGUUCUUCAUCACACGCCUGGAGCAGUUCACCUUCCAGGAAGCCCUGGCAUUCUGCGAAUCUCAUAACGCCACCCUGGCCUCCACUGGCCAGCUCUAUGCUGCCUGGAGCCAAGGCCUGGACAAGUGCUAUGCCGGCUGGCUAUCAGAUGGCAGCCUCCGUUACCCCAUUGUGACCCCGAGGCCCUCCUGCGGUGGAGACAAGCCAGGCGUGAGAACUGUCUACCUCUACCCCAACCAGACAGGCCUCCCAGACCCGCUGUCCCGGCACCAUGCCUUCUGCUUCCGAGGUGUCUCAGCAGUACCCUCUCCAGGAGAAGAGGAAGGUGGCACACCCACCCCCUCUGUAGUGGAGGACUGGAUCGCUACCCAGGUGGGGCCUGGUGUGGCUGCUGUCCCCAUGGGGGAGGAGACGACUGCAAUCCUGGACUUCACCAUUGAGCCUGAAAACCAGACGGAAUGGGAACCAGCCUACAGCCCAGCAGGCACUUCCCCACUGCCAGGGAUCCCUCCAACAUGGCCUCCCACCAGCACAGCAACAGAGGAGAGCACAGAAGGCCCUUCUGGAACGGAAGUGCCCUCAGUCUCAGAGGAGCCAUCCCCCUCAGAGGAGCCAUUCCCCUGGGAGGAGUUGUCCACACUUUCACCCCCAGGGCCCAGUGGGACUGAGCUGCCAGGCUCUGGGGAGGCAUCUGGGGUACCUGAAGUCAGUGGUGACUUCACAGGCAGUGGAGAAGUUUCGGGACAUCCAGACUCCAGUGGGCAACUCUCAGGGGAAAGUGCAAGUGGACUGCCCUCUGAAGAUCUUGACUCCAGUGGGCUCACCUCUGCUGUGGGAAGUGGACUGGCCUCAGGGGAUGAAGAUAGAAUUACAUUGUCCAGCAUUCCUAAAGUAGAAGGUGAGGGCCUAGAGACCUCUGCCUCUGGAGUCGAGGACCUCAGCGGGCUGCCUUCUGGAAGAGAAGGUCUAGAGACUUCUACCUCUGGAGUCGGGGAUCUCAGUGGGUUGCCUUCUGGAGAAGGUCUAGAAGUCUCUGCCUCUGGAGUUGAGGACCUCAGUGGAUUGCCUUCUGGAGAGGGUCCAGAAACAUCUGCCUCUGGAGUUGGGGACCUCAGCAGGCUGCCUUCUGGAGAAGGUCCAGAAGUCUCUGCCUCUGGAGUAGGAGACCUCAGUGGACUUCCUUCUGGAAGAGAAGGUCUAGAGACCUCUACCUCUGGUGUAGAGGACCUCAGUGGGUUGCCUUCUGGAGAAGGUCCAGAAGCCUCCACCUCUGGAGUUGGGGAUCUCAGCAGGCUGCCUUCUGGAGAAGGUCCAGAAGUCUCUGCCUCUGGAGUAGAGGACCUCAGUGGAUUACCUUCUGGAGAGGGUCUAGAAGCUUCUGCCUCUGGAGUUGGGGACCUCAGUGGGUUGCCUUCUGGAGAAGGUCCAGAAGCCUCUGCCUCUGGAGUCGGGGAUCUCAGCAGGCUGCCUUCUGGAGAAGGUCCAGAAGUCUCUGCCUCUGGAGUAGAGGACCUCAGUGGAUUAUCUUCUGGAGAGAGUCCAGAAGCUUCUGCCUCUGGAGUUGGGGACCUUAGUGGGUUGCCUUCUGGAAGAGAAGGUCUAGAGACCUCUGCCUCUGGUGUAGGGGACCUCAGUGGGUUGCCUUCCGGAGAAGGUCAGGAAGCCUCUGCCUCUGGAGUAGAAGACCUCAGCAGAUUGCCUUCUGGAGAAGGUCCAGAAGCCUCUGCCUCUGGAGUAGGGGAGCUCAGCGGGUUGCCUUCUGGAAGAGAAGGUCUAGAGACCUCUGCCUCUGGUGUAGGGGACCUCAGUGGGUUGCCUUCUGGAGAAGGUCCAGAAGCCUUUGCCUCUGGAGUAGAGGACCUCAGCAUAUUACCUUCUGGAGAAGGUCCAGAAGCCUCUGCCUCUGGAGUAGGGGACCUCAGCGGGUUGCCUUCUGGGAGAGAAGGUCUAGAGACCUCUACCUCUGGAGUAGGGGACCUCAGCGGGUUGCCUUCUGGGAGAGAAGGUCUAGAGACCUCUACCUCUGGUGUAGGGGACCUCAGCGGGUUGCCUUCUGGAGAAGGUCCGGAAGCCUCUGCCUCUGGUAUAGGGGACAUCAGUGGGCUGCCUUCUGGAAGAGAAGGUCUAGAGACCUCUUCCUCUGGAGUAGAGGAUCAUCCAGAGACUUCUGCCUCUGGAGUAGAGGACCUCAGUGGAUUGCCUUCUGGAGUAGAGGGUCAUCCAGAGACUUCUGCUUCUGGAGUGGAGGAUCUCAGUGAACUUUCUUCUGGAGGAGAGGGUCUAGAGACCUCUGCUUCUGGAGCUGAGGAUCUCAGUGGGUUGCCCUCUGGAAAAGAAGACUUGAUUGGGUCAGCUUCUGGAGCCUUGGACUUUGGCAGAAUACCUUCUGGAACUCUGGGAAGUGGGCAAGCUCCAGAAGCAAGUAGCCUCCCCUCUGGAUUUAGUGGUGAGUAUUCAGGGGUGGACUUUGGGAGUGGCCCAUCCUCUGGCCUACCUGACUUUAGUGGACUUCCCUCUGGAUUCCCAACUAUCUCCCUCGUGGAUACCACAUUGGUGGAAGUGAUCACAACCACCUCUGCAAGUGAACUGGAAGGGAGGGGAACUAUUGGCAUCAGUGGUGCUGGAGAAACAUCUGGGCUGCCCGUCAGCGAGCUGGACAUUAGUGGGGCAGUUAGUGGACUCCCUUCAGGAGCUGAACUCAGCGGCCAAGCAUCUGGGUCUCCUGAUAUGAGUGGGGAAACAUCUGGGUUCUUUGGUGUCAGUGGACAGCCAUCAGGGUUUCCUGACAUCAGUGGGGGUACAUCUGGGCUUUUUGAGGUCAGUGGGCAGCCAUCAGGGUUUUCUGGGGAAACAUCUGGAGUGACUGAGCUUAGUGGACUGUACUCUGGACAACCAGAUGUCAGUGGAGAAGCCUCUGGAGUUCCUUCUGGCAGUGGUCAACCAUUUGGCAUGACUGACCUGAGUGGAGAAACAUCUGGGGUCCCUGAUAUCAGCGGGCAGCCAUCGGGGUUGCCAGAGUUCAGUGGGACAACCUCUGGAAUCCCUGACCUGGUUUCUAGUACCAUGAGUGGCAGUGGUGAAUCUUCUGGCAUUACGUUUGUGGACACCAGUUUGGUCGAAGUGACCCCAACUACAUUUAAAGAAGAAGAAGGUUUAGGGUCUGUGGAACUCAGUGGACUCCCUUCAGGGGAGGUGGAUCUCUCGGGCGCAUCUGGGACAAUGGAUAUCAGUGGACAAUCUUCUGGAGCAACUGACUCCAGUGGGUUGACAUCCCAGCUUCCAGAAUUCAGUGGCCUGCCAAGUGGAGCUGCUGAGGUCAGUGGAGAAUCCUCUGGAGCAGAGAUUGGGAGCAGCCUGCCCUCAGGAACCUAUGAGGGUAGUGGACUUCCAUCCAGCUUCCCCACUGUAUCUCUUGUAGACAGAACUUUGGUGGAAUCUGUAACCCAGGCUCCGACAGCCCAAGAAGCAGGAGAAGGGCCUUCAGGCAUUUUGGAACUCAGUGGUGCCCAUUCUGGAGCACCAGACGUGUCUGGAGACCAUUCAGGAUCUUUGGACCUAAGUGGGAUGCAGUCCGGGCUGGUGGAGCCCAGUGGAGAGCCAUCAAGUACUCCAUAUUUUAGUGGGGACUUUUCUGGCACCAUGGAUGUCACUGGAGAACCCUCUACAGCCAUGAGCGCCAGUGGGGAAGCCUCAGGACUUUUAGAAGUGACUUUAAUCACUUCCGAGUUUGUGGAGGGUGUCACUGAACCAACUGUUUCCCAGGAACUUGCCCAAAGACCCCCUGUGACACACACCCCUCAGCUUUUUGAGUCCAGUGGAGAAGCCUCUGCAUCCGGGGAAAUUAGUGGAGCUACACCAGCGUUCCCCGGGUCUGGGCUGGAAGCGUCAUCAGUCCCAGAAUCUAGCAGCGAGACAUCUGACUUUCCUGAGCGUGCAGUGGGGGUGUCUGCUGCCCCUGAGGCCAGUGGAGGAGCUUCUGGUGCCCCUGAUGUAAGCGAAGCCACCUCCACCUUCCCUGAAGCCGAUGUGGAGGGAGCCUCAGGCUUGGGAGUGAGUGGUGGCACCUCAGCCUUUCCUGAAGGCCCCAGGGAGGGCUCAGCCACCCCAGAAGUCCAGGAGGAGCCAACCACAUCCUAUGAUGUGGGCCGAGAGGCGUUGGGCUGGCCUUCAGCCACUCCAACAGCAUCUGGAGACAGGAUUGAAGUCAGUGGAGACCUGUCUGGUCACACGUCGGGGCUGGAUGUUGUCAUCAGCACUAGCGUCCCAGAGUCUGAGUGGAUCCAGCAGACCCAGCGCCCUGCAGAGGCGCAUUUAGAAAUCGAGGCCUCAAGCCCCUUGCACUCAGGAGAGGAGACCCAAACAGGCGAGACAGCCACCUCCCCUACAGAUGAUGCUUCCAUCCCAACUUCUCCAUCAGGGACAGAUGAGUCAGCACCAGCCAUUCCAGACAUUGACGAGUGCCUCUCAAGUCCUUGUUUGAAUGGAGCCACCUGCGUGGACGCCAUCGACUCUUUCACAUGCUUAUGCCUUCCCAGCUACCGAGGGGACCUGUGUGAGAUCGACCAGGAGCUGUGUGAGGAGGGCUGGACCAAGUUCCAGGGCCACUGUUACCGCUACUUCCCCGACCGUGAGAGCUGGGUGGAUGCGGAGAGCCGGUGUCGGGCACAACAGUCACACCUGAGCAGCAUUGUCACCCCUGAGGAACAGGAGUUUGUCAACAACAAUGCCCAAGACUACCAGUGGAUUGGCCUGAAUGACAGGACCAUCGAAGGGGACUUCCGCUGGUCAGAUGGACACUCCUUGCAAUUUGAGAACUGGCGCCCCAACCAGCCCGACAACUUCUUUGUCAGCGGAGAGGACUGUGUGGUGAUGAUCUGGCACGAGAAGGGAGAGUGGAAUGACGUGCCUUGCAAUUACUACCUGCCCUUCACGUGUAAAAAGGGCACAGUGGCCUGCGGAGACCCCCCUGUGGUGGAACACGCCAGGACCUUCGGCCAGAAGAAGGACCGCUACGAGAUCAACUCGUUGGUACGGUACCAGUGCACUGAGGGUUUCGUCCAGCGGCAUGUGCCGACCAUCCGGUGCCAGCCUAGCGGCCACUGGGAAAAACCUCGCAUCACCUGCACAGACCCCUCCACUUACAAGCGCAGACUACAGAAGCGGAGCUCACGGGCCCCACGGAGGAGCCGCCCCAGCACAGCCCACUGAGAGGAGCUUCCAGGACGCACCCAGGAUGCUGAGCCCAGGAGCCCCGCCAGGCUGACAUCCCACAUGGAUGGUGUCCUCUUCUUGCCGCUUUCUGUCAUAUAA
Messenger RNA from Canis lupus familiaris (dog), 7101 nucleotides. RefSeq names its product aggrecan (gene ACAN). NCBI's taxonomy places the organism in Eukaryota, Metazoa, Chordata, Mammalia, Carnivora, Canidae. The record is from RefSeq and is marked validated. Gene Ontology annotation, molecular function: calcium ion binding; hyaluronic acid binding. Gene Ontology annotation, biological process: cell adhesion.